GCCGGCUCCCACGCCCCCGCGCCGCGCGCCCGAUCCGUGCGCUCCGAAGACCCCCCCGGGGCGGCCGCCGCUGGCGAUGCUGCAAGAAACUUCUUAAAUGACCGCGUCCCGCUGCCCUGCCGAGCGUUUCUGGGUUGGGGAGAGGAAAGGAAAGUGGAAAAAAACUGAGAACUUCCUGAUCCCUCUCGCUGUGAGACAUGUCUGAGACUCCUGCUCAGUGUAGCAUUAAGCAGGAACGAAUUUCAUACACACCUCCGGAGAGUCCAGUGGCAAGCUACGGUUCCUCCACUCCACUUCAUGUUCCAGUGCCUCGAGCGCUCAGGAUGGAGGAAGACUCGAUCCACCUGCCAGCGCACCUGCGCUUGCAGCCGAUUUACUGGAGCAGAGAUGACGUAGCCCAGUGGCUCAAGUGGGCGGAAAACGAGUUUUCUUUAAGGCCCAUUGAGAGCAACACGUUCGAAAUGAACGGCAAGGCGCUCCUGCUGCUGACCAAAGAGGAUUUCCGCUACCGAUCUCCUCAUUCAGGCGAUGUGCUCUAUGAACUCCUUCAGCAUAUUCUGAAGCAGAGGAAACCUCGAAUUCUCUUCUCGCCAUUCUUCCACCCUGGGAACUCUAUCCACACGAAGCCAGAAGUCCUACUGCAUCAGAACCAUGAAGAAGAUAACUGUGUCCAGAGGACGCCCAGGCCACCUGCAGAGAGUGUGCACCACAACCCUCCCACCAUUGAACUCUUACAUCGCCCUAGGUCACCCAUCACCACAAACCACAGGCCUUCUCCUGACCCCGAGCAGCGGCCCCUGCGGUCCCCUCUGGACAACAUGAUCCGCCGCCUCUCACCAGCGGAGAGGGCCCAGGGACCCAGGCUUCAGCAGGAAAACAACCACCAGGAAUCCUACCCCCUGUCAGUGUCUCCUAUGGAGAAUAAUCACUGCCCACCAUCCUCGGAGUCCAACCCGAAGCCCUCCAGCCCCUGGCAGGAGAGCCCGCGAGUGAUCCAGCUGAUGCCCAGCCCCAUCAUGCACCCUUUGAUCCUGAACCCCCGGCACUCAGUGGAUUUCAAACAGUCGCGGCUCUCUGAAGACGGGCUGCAUAGGGAAGGGAAGCCCAUGAACCUGUCUCACCGGGAGGACCUGGCUUACAUGAACCACAUCAUGGUCUCCGUGUCCCCACCUGAAGAGCACGCCAUGCCCAUUGGGAGAAUAGCAGACUGUAGACUGCUUUGGGAUUACGUCUAUCAGUUGCUCUCCGACAGCCGGUACGAAAACUUCAUCAGAUGGGAAGACAAGGAAUCCAAAAUAUUCCGGAUAGUGGAUCCCAAUGGAUUGGCUCGCCUGUGGGGAAACCAUAAGAACAGAACAAACAUGACCUAUGAGAAAAUGUCCAGAGCCCUGCGCCACUACUACAAACUAAACAUUAUCAGGAAGGAGCCCGGACAAAGGCUUUUGUUCAGGUUCAUGAAAACCCCAGACGAAAUCAUGAGUGGCCGGACAGACCGUCUAGAGCACCUUGAGUCUCAGGAGCUGGAUGAACAAGCGUACCAAGAGGACGAAGCUAAGGGGACCCACCACGGCCGCACCGGCUGGCCAAGAGGAAACCUGCCCACAGGGACCGCUGGAGGCGUGAUGGCAGGCGAGCUGGGGGUGGCUAAGAGAGAAGAGGCCCAGGAAUGGCAGGAAUGCUUUUCCUCCACACCGAGAGGGACCCAGAGCACCUUAGACAAACCACCCAGCAAUGGCGGGGCUGGAAUUCUGGCGGAGGGCACAAGCCUGAGACUCACACGUCACAUUUGCUUCUCCUUCGGACCUCUUGUCUGUAACGCCUCACCCUCACCCUGCACCUGUCGUUAGUCUCAUGAUGUUUGUUUUUGUUUUUCUGGGUUGUUUUUUUUUUAAGAACAUGCAGUUUGACUAUUCAUCGUUCAUACAGGGGAAGACAUCACAUGUUGCUUUCCUAUGGAAAUAUAUCUACUAUAUAUAUUAAUUUUUUUUUUCAAAUCUCACAAAGUACAGCCAGCUCAGCUGGUCAGGAAAGAGACUUGCAGAAGGGAUCAGGCUCCUCUUUUUCCUGUCGCAUGGAUCAGGUUUGUCCUGUUGCAGUCAGGUCUUGGAUGAGAAGAAAAAAAGAGAGAGAGAGAGAAACUUUCAAAAAUGAGAGAGUUCUCUCUGUCUCUCUCCUGCCUCCCUUCUCUCACUCACCCUGCCCCUCUCUUUCCUCCUCCUCUGCCCGCUGUUCUGCGUCACACGCCUUUUAGCAGACCUGGCCUCCCUGGCACCUAAACUAAGCAGUGACCCAGCUCUUCUGUGGCCGUCAUCACACAGCCAGACCCCUUGGGCAGACACCUCACAAAUGCUGCUGUAUUCCAGAAAGAUCAGUGGGAGGUCCGGCCAUAAGAAGGGCCAGAGGUUGGCCAAAUGAUUUCGAAGGCCCUGGCGGCUUGGGACUCUCCUGAAAGGGGUGCAGGGCGGGAGAAUCCGAGAGGCUCACCCAGGUCCGGUGGUCCAGGAACGAGGCAGAGGUGCCCUGCGGUGAGGAACAGGCUGACGAGGCUGACGAGAAAGCAAAGCUCUCGGCUCCAUUCCCAAGGCAUCUUGCCCCUGUGGGAUUGCGGCCACCCCUGCUCCAAGUCCUAGCCUUUUUUGUUGUUUUUCUGGUCCUUACUGGUCCUCACUGAGCAUAGAACACACACAAGGGAGGACCCCGGAGUGCAGACUCGGCCCAGCCGGUGUUUGCACAACCAGCAGAGACAGGAAAUUCCUCAGAUUCAUUCGUUUCUCCUCCUGUCAUUGCUGUGUUUCCAGAAGACAUAUUUGUGGCUUUUUUUUUUUUUUUUUUUCACCUCGACAUAAGGUCGGUAGUAUCUUCCAAGAUGAGGGUAAUGCUAUGCCUUAGGACUUUUGAUAGCAGAGAUUUUUAGACAGCUGUUUUAGUGGGGGGGAUUUGGGUUUUGUUGUUUUGUUUUGUUGGUUUUUCAAGACAGGGUUUCACUGUGUAGCCCUGGCUGUCCUGGAACUUGCUUUAUAGGCCAGGCUGGCUUUGAACUCAAAGAUCUGUCUGCCUCUGCCUCCCAAGUGCUGGGAUUGAAGGUGUGCACCAUCAUGCCCGGCUUCCCCCCCCCCCUUUUUUUAGCCAUCUACAUGGACUCUUUGAACUACAGUGUUUUUAAUCCCAGGUGAUGAGGUCUGCCUUAUAAACCACCCUUGUCUUUUCUCUGUCUCUUCCACACCAUCAAGUGGGCCUCUCCCAGCCCUCCUGGGUAUGUG
Peromyscus maniculatus bairdii (prairie deer mouse) is the source of this 3260-nucleotide messenger RNA. It is a transcript of the gene Etv6, whose product is annotated as ETS variant transcription factor 6. Gene Ontology annotation, molecular function: DNA-binding transcription factor activity, RNA polymerase II-specific; sequence-specific DNA binding. Gene Ontology annotation, cellular component: nucleus. The record is from RefSeq and is a predicted model, not a curated record. Gene Ontology annotation, biological process: cell differentiation; regulation of transcription by RNA polymerase II. NCBI's taxonomy places the organism in Eukaryota, Metazoa, Chordata, Mammalia, Rodentia, Cricetidae.